AUGUACAGAAACGCUUUAAAACCUUCUGUCUACUCACAGUUUAUAUCUGGUUUCCGGACACCGUCUCAUGCCUGCUUGGGGGCCACGUCUUUUUCGGUGAGACAUUCCAGCUGGUUUUCAAAAUUGAUAUACCCAUUCUCCAGCCCUGGUCAGUCUAUCACGGAGUCAUACAAGCCGUCCAGCGUUAAUGGAAAUCAAUGUUUUUUGCCAAUACGCAGUGAUAAUGAACUUGAAGAUACGCUGCGAGCCAACAACAGAAAUCCCUUGAUUUUCAACUUCACAGUGCGCGGCGAUGCCAAGUGCAACGAGCUGACGGGAGCUCUGAACAGAAUUGUGCUGCUAGAAACUGACAAGAAAGUGAAUAUCGCCGAUGUGGAAACCGACUACUUGGAAGUUCGCGAUUCGAUGCUCAGAUAUGGGGUCAAGCAUGUGCCCACGUUAAUCGCGGUAAGAAAAACGUUCUUGGUCGAUUCCUACGUAGGUGACAAAGGUAAACCUGUCAACUGGCUGGAUCUCAAGAAGUGGAUCGAGAAGAAUGCCGAUUGA
Lachancea dasiensis is the source of this 546-nucleotide messenger RNA. The record is from the annotation of a GenBank genome assembly. NCBI's taxonomy places the organism in Eukaryota, Fungi, Ascomycota, Saccharomycetes, Saccharomycetales, Saccharomycetaceae.